AUGCAAAUAUUAUCUCUUUGUCUAUUAGUUUUGUUAUUUUUUACUAAUUGUACAUAUGGAUUCUAUAGUGCAGUUGCAUCUCCAACGGUUAGUACAUCUCUUACUUUAUAUACAACGGCAUCUGGUACAACAAGUGUAGUUUAUAUGCUAUCUCAAUCCAAACGUGGAAAUUUAAGCAGACUUCUUGCAAGUAUUUAUCUUCCAAUAAUUAAGGAUCAAUCUGGGGAAUAUAUAUUUUCAAUUUCUACAAAAGGAUGGGAAGGUAAUACCAUUAUGCUAUCUUCUAGUUUGUUAUAUUAUUAUUCUAUAUCAAAUACAUAUAGAAUAAGUCUUAGUGAUAUACCAAAAAAAGAAAAUACAUUACCUACUUUUCCAUGGGGAAAAGUAGAUGUCAGACAAGACCCUUUGAUAUCUAUAGCUCAAAUUGAAGAAUAUAUAAUCUCAUUAUGUGGUGCACAUUUAAUUAUACCUCUACGUAAUGUAGAUUUAUGGGAAAUGUAUCCAUUAGCAGUUUUAAGAAAAUUUGUACAAUCUCAAAAGAAAAGAAGUAUUAUUAGAGAUAUUGCUGAAAAAAAAGAUAUUCCAAACAAAAUUUUACAGGAUAAAGAAUCAAACAAUACAACAACCGAUUUAUCUAAUAUACCAUCAGAUAAUUUAAUAACACAGUUGAAGAAUUCAACUAAUUCACCUUGUAAUUUGAAUAAAGUGGAAAUAGAACCAAUUAAAUUGUCAUCAUGUAUAAGUGAUUUUAAAGUUAAAAGGAAUUUCUGCUUUGGAAAAUUUACUUAUGUAUGUAAAUCUAGAAAAGACCGCAAAGUUACAUAUAUUUCAGUACCAUGGGUAUCUGGUAUAAGAAAAUCAACUGAAGAACUUAAGGUUAUUUAUGAUUUUGUUAGAAAUAUGCAAACUGAUUCAUUAAAUGGAAAAUUAUCCAAUAUUAAUAUUAACCAAAAUGUCACUGCUGUAUCACUUGCAUUAAUUUUAUAUCUUAGAGAGAGACAAUAUGAUAAUCAUCUUGUUGAGUUAAUAAAUUAUAAAACUAACCUUUUUAGUAGGGUUUUUCGUAAAUUUGUAAAUGGUGUCUUAUAUAUAUCUGAUUUAUUUUGUUUGGCUCAUAGAAAAAAUAAAACAAAAUUAGCACCAUGGAAGAGAAUACCUGAGAUUCAAUGGAAAACAACUCCAGCAACAACUUUUGAACUUCUAGUUUUUACUACUCACUUAGAAGUACUUAGGGAAGUUAAGUACAGCUCUAUGGAAUGGAAUCAGUUUGAUUAUAUUAUUGCUGCAAUUUUGAAUUUUUUGGUUAUAUCUCUUGGAGUACCAACUCUCUAUGGUCAAUAUAUCAAUAAAGUUAGUCGUACAAAUCUUUUAUUUGAAAGAAGUGCCUUGAAUUUAGAAACAUUUCAUAAUGCCCAUAAACGUAGUUCAGAUUAA
Molecule: messenger RNA, 1434 nt
Organism: Cryptosporidium muris RN66
Lineage: Eukaryota; Apicomplexa; Conoidasida; Eucoccidiorida; Cryptosporidiidae
Exons: 1
Coding region: 1-1434 (477 amino acids)
Source: RefSeq, a predicted model, not a curated record